This is a messenger RNA of Aspergillus mulundensis, 7305 nucleotides long. Its product is annotated as putative Polyketide synthase (JCVI). Bases 1 to 7305 code for a protein of 2434 amino acids. The record is from RefSeq and is a predicted model, not a curated record. Gene Ontology annotation, biological process: fatty acid biosynthetic process; secondary metabolite biosynthetic process. Lineage: Eukaryota; Fungi; Ascomycota; Eurotiomycetes; Eurotiales; Aspergillaceae. The transcript has 12 exons. Gene Ontology annotation, molecular function: oxidoreductase activity; fatty acid synthase activity; 3-oxoacyl-[acyl-carrier-protein] synthase activity.
AUGAGAACCCACCAUGAAAGCCCUCCUCCCAUUGCCAUCAUCGGCAUGGCGGCAAGGUUGCCUGGUGGGGUCAAUUCCAUUCCUUCCAUGUACCAAUUCUUGCGAGGAAAGAAAGACGGUCUGCGCGAAGUACCGGAGUCCAGAUUCAAUAUUGACGGCUUCCACAACGACGGAGACGUGGCGUAUUCGAUGAGGCAGCAGAAGGCAUACUUCCUCGAUGAUGAUAUUUCCAUGAUGGACGCCUCGUUCUUUGGUUCGUCCGACAUGGAGGCCGCUGGAUCCGACCCUCGCGCGAGGCUUCUGCUGGAGGUCGUCUAUGAGUGUCUGGAGAAUGCUGGAAAGACCACAUACCGGGGGGAAAGGAUGGGCUGUUAUAUCGGAGCGUGGGGGGUCGAUUGGUCGGAGCUCACGCUCAAGGAUGGUCAACAGCGGAAUCCAAUGAUCGGAGCUGCAGCAGGAAGUUUCUUCUUGUCCAGCUACAUCGCGUGGAACCUGGACCUGCAUGGCCCAACCAUGUCGAUCGAAACUGCCUGCUCCGCCUCAAUGGUAGCGCUGCAUGAAGCUUGUCAGGCCCUGUAUUCUGGCGAGUGUUCGUCGGCGAUCGUAGGCGGAGCGAACCUCAUCCUGACCCCUACGCUUCACAUGAGCCUCUCAUCCAGCGGAGUCUUGUCUCCUGAUGGAAUCUGCAAGACGUUUGACGCUUCAGCCGAUGGCUUUGGACGCGCAGAAGCUGUGAACGCCGUCUUGGUCAAACCACUAGACGCGGCUAUACGGGAUGGUGAUGCAGUUCGUGCAGUCAUUCGAGCAACAACAGUUAAUAACGACGGGCACACCUUGAUAUUGACGACCCCUUCGGCAGAGGCGCAGGAGGAGCUCAUUAGACAGGCAUACAAAAAGGCUGGAAUUGAGGACACCGACCAAACCGCCUAUUUCGAAUGUCAUGGAACGGGGACAAUGGCUGGCGAUACCGCGGAGAUGUCUGCAGUUUCAAAGGUCUUCCCUAAAGGAAUCCAUGUUGGAUCGGUUAGUAUUGAAAACCGUGGAAGGGAUGAAACUGACGAGGUCAGACGAAACCAAACUUUGGCCAUUCCGAAGGGACAUCCGGGCUCACCAGUCUUAUCAAAGCAGUCCUUUCCCUUCGAAAGCGCAAACCUCACAGUUCCCAAGGAGGAGCUGCCCUGGCCGGCAGAUCGUAAAGAGAGGAUCAGUGUCAACAACUUCGGUGUUGGAGGCACAAACGUGCAUGUCAUCCUUGAUUCCGCAUCCUCGCUUGGCUUGAAUAAUGCACGCAAUGGCCUCGCUACUAGUCUGUCGCAUCCGCGGCUGCUGGUAGUGUCCGCCAAUAGUGAGAAGUCGCUUGCGAGGCGAAUAGCAGACAUCGAGAUAUACGUCAAAGAAAACCCCAACAAUCUUGCAGAUCUGGCCUUUACCCUUGGGGAGCGACGGGAGCAUCUGGCACAGCGGGCGUUCCUUCUCGAGACGGAGGCCCGCGAGAGUGGCUCCUUCCAUGUCGGGACUGCGGACUGCAAAGCGACCCCGGAAGUUACAUUCGUCUUUACCGGACAAGGCGCACAGUGGCCAGCGAUGGGGAAAGCGCUGAUUGAGACUUUUGAGGGGUUCCGAAGAAGCAUUGAGCAGCUCGACCGCGCUCUCGAACACCUGGACCGGCCGCCCGCUUGGAGAUUGAAGGAUCUCCUUUCCAAGAACAGCGCCCCAGAUGAAUUCAACCGCGCCGAGCUUGCCCAGCCGUUAUGCUGUGCUGUUCAGAUCGGCCUCGUGAACCUCCUUGCAAGAUGGGGAAUUGCGCCGGCUUCCGUCAUCGGCCAUUCCAGCGGAGAGAUAGCUGCUGCCUAUGCUGCCGGGGCGAUCACGGCGGAAGACUCGAUAAUUAUUGCCUACCACAGAGGGAAGAUCUUGAACAAAGUGACUCGGAAAGGCGGAAUGGCGGCUGUGAGUUUGGGUCGUGAGCAAGUCACCCCCUACCUGGUCGACGGUGUUGUCAUCGCAUGCGAAAACAGCCAGCAUAGUGUGACACUAUCCGGCGAUUUCGACGAACUCAAUUGCAUCGUCGACAAUAUCAAAUCGGAUGAUCCCGAUGCCCUCUGCCGGAUACUUCGCGUCGAUAAAGCAUACCACUCCGCCCAUAUGCAGGAUGCCGGUGAGGACUACGAGGUGUCAUUGCAUGGACUAUCGGCAAACGACGAAUUAUCAAUGCUGCCCUUCUUCUCUUCUGUCACAGGGAAGAAAAUUACCGACCCUACCGAGCUGGGUGCAGGAUACUGGCGUCAGAACUUAGAGUCGCCCGUCCUCUUCUUAACGGCAACUCGCGCCAUAUUGGAGUCGGAGGAAGAGGAUACAAGGCGCGUCUUCUUGGAGAUCGGACCACACUCAGCCCUGUCUGGACCGCUGCGACAGAUCCUAUCGGAGCACCAGCGCGGCGAAUCGUGCUUCUAUGUCGCAUCGCUAGUACGAGGAGAGGAUCCGACCACAUCGGUACUCUACACGGCAGGGAACCUCUAUAAUUUAGGCGUACCGGUCAACCUUAGCGCGGUUAACGGCAAAGGCAGCCUCCUCGUAGAUCUACCCCCUUACCCCUGGCAGCACGAUACUAGGCACUGGGAUCAAACACCGGCAGUCGAGGCUUGGAGACUCCGCAAAUACCCUCACCAUGAGUUGCUGGGCUCGCGGGUGCUGGGCGCCACAGACAUCGAACCAUCAUGGCGGAACAACCUCGUGCUUGACGACGCUCCGUGGCUGUACGGACACCGGAUCAUGGGCAAGACUUUGUUUCCCGGUGCUGGAUACAUUGCCAUGGCUGGAGAGGCUAUCCAGCAACUCACCUCGAAGCCAAAUGUCAGUUACCAGAUCAGCCAUCUCCUGUUGAAAUACGCCCUCUUCCUCGAUACCAAUGAGUGCGUAGAGCUCAUCACCAACCUACGCCCAGUUCGGAUUUCGGAUAUCCAGGAUUCAGACUGGCACGAGUUCUCUAUUACCGCAGUUCAAGCUGGAGAGGCGAUCCGGCUCUGCGUGGGCCAAGUCCGGAUAGCGCCGCCAUCAGCUUCUUCCAGCAUGCCACUAGAGGAGAAAACCAAGCUCAAGAGGAGGGUGGCUUCCACCGCUUGGUACAAGGCCUUAAGAGAGGUAGGAAUGGAUUACAACCGAGAGUUCCGCGGGUUAGACGAUGUCUACGGCGAUCCAAUCCGGCACGAGGCCACGGCGACGGUCAAGACGACCAAGGUAUCUCCCAGUCGGUAUGUGAUGCACCCGACCACAAUCGAUCGGUGCCUCCAGGUAAUAUCAGUCGCCAUGUUCCAUGGCCUCGCCCGAAACAUCAACAUUCGCAGUCUUCCAGUGCUUUUUGAGGACAUAUUCAUCGGUCCGGAGGCAGAGGAACUGUGUGUCCAAGCCCAAGCAGACCUAGGCAACGGGAACUUCGUACUUGGAGACCUUGGUGCCUCGGCGGAUGAAGAAACGGUCCUCUCCAUCAAAGGCAUGAGACUCCACGUCCUUGGGGACGAUGGAUCGUUGCAACAAGACAGCGAGCUCGCAACCAGACCGGCCUGGAUGCCGCAUAUUGAUUUCUUGUCUCCCAAAGCCCUAGCGAAACCACCACCUCCGAUGACCCAGGACAGCGAGCUGCGAAACCGAGUUGUCGAUCUUUACAUACUGGAAUCUGCAAGACGAGCGAAGGAUGUGGAGCCUACAGAAGAGCACCUGCUGAAGUACAAGCGAUGGCUUAUGAUGAGCGAGAGCCGGAUCGCGAAGCAGAGCACUUGGCGUUUGUCUGACUAUGGGUAUGCACCGGACUGUCCAUUUGACUCGUCGAAUUCUCUCGAAUUGACAAACUGGUUGCGUGAUCAGGCGGAUCAGUUCCCUGUCAUUGCGCCCUUGCUGGCCUGCAUUCAACGACUUCUGGAUAAUAUUGUGGGCGUGCUUGACGGGACUAGUAACGCGCUGCACCUCCUGAUGGAAGACGAUGGCUUGAAGCAGGUCUAUGAUUUUGUCCUCUCCUUCGACUCUUGUCAGCAGUUCUUUGCCAUUCUAGGUCACUCAAAUCCUGAGCUCAACAUCCUUGAAGUCGGGGCUGGCACUGGUGGCGCAACGGCUCGCUUUCUAGAAUAUCUCCAUGCACCGGAUGGGAGUCGAAUGUAUGCGAGGUAUACAUUCACUGAUGUAUCUGCCGGGUUCCUGGCAGCAGCUAAGGAGCGCUUUUCCAAGUUCGAUGCCAUGGAAUACGCUGUGCUCAAUAUUAACGAGGAUCCCGCACAGCAGGGGUAUAAGCUAGGAACUUACGAUCUGAUUAUAGCUUCCAACGUCGUUCACGCCACACCUAGUCUCAAACGCUCCCUGGCCAACCUCAAAUCCCUCCUCGCCCCUGGUGGCCGUUUGUUCCUUCAGGAGAUAGGUGAAGAAUUUGCGAUAGCCGAGUACAUAUUCGGUUUACUGCCCGGCUGGUGGGUUGGGGAGAACGACCAGCGAGUGGAUAAACCUUACGUGCCGGUUGAUCGUUGGAGGCAGGAGCUGACAGCAGUGGGAUUCGACGGCAUCGACUUUGCCAUCCACGAGGAGAGUCAGAUGGUUAACCUAGUAUCGACCUGUCCAUUGCCACCCUCGGAAGAUCAGACAGUCAACUUGCUUGUCCAGGAGCCGCAUUGCCCAUGGGUAGUGGACGUCGAAAGGUACUUCUCCGACAAGGGGUAUCAGGUCAACAUGUGCUCUCUCGGUCGCCCGCCACAGGCUGAAGGGAUCGUAAUCUCACUUCUCGACGCAACAGAGCCUUUUCUUUUCAAUGUGACGGAAGACACAUUCCAGCAGUUGAAGGACUUCCUACUUAGCCCUCUAGUUAAGCAUGUCCUGUGGGUUACCAGAAUGUCUCAAAUCACAUCCGGCGAUCCUCGCUACGGCCUGAUUCACGGGUUUUUGCGAGCCUUGCAUGCCGAAUCUCAUUCCGAGGGCAAGUUUCUCUCGAUGUUUGACAUUGACGACAUUGACGGGAAUUCUGUCUCUCAUCUUCUGAAAGUCCACGACCAUUGGCGCCGGAAUUGCUCGACUGAGGAGGACUCGAGGAGGGACGAAUAUGCCCUCGUCGAUGGAGUAGUCCACGUCAGUAGGUAUGAGGCUACCGAUACGGAGACCGAGCUUCAGAGACCUGCGAAGGAUAUUGUUCCAAGACGGCUAGGUAUUGAAUCCACGGGUCUUAUAGACUCGAUGUUCUGGAGGGAAGACAACCCGGCUGCCCCUGGUAAGGAUGAAGACAUUAUUACCGCCCUAGGCCUCAUCGCAUCUCCUGAGCAGCUCGGUCUCGAAGGCAGUGGAGUCAUCGACUCGGUCGGCCCUGGAGUGUCCAAGCUUCGCAAAGGAGAUCGAGUAAUUUUCCUGGGCCCAGGCUGCUUCGCAACACAUGUUACUGUCCCCGCUGCAAAGGUUAUUCCACUGCCUGCAGAGUGGUCGUUGGAGGAAGGGGCAACGUCGCCAAUCGUCUCACUAACAGCAGCUGUAUGCCUCCUAAGGCUUGGGAAUCUUCGCCGAGGACAGUCUGUUUUAAUCCACGCAGCGGCUGGAGGCGUCGGUAUCGCGGCCAUCAGAAUUUGCAAAGGGGUUGGCGCAAAGAUAUAUGCGACGGUCGGCAAUGAUGAGAAAGCACAGUACUUGGUCGACACCUUCGGUAUUAGACGGUCGCAUAUCUUCCAUUCGCGCGACUCAUCAUUCUACGCCGACCUCAUGCGCGAGACCGACGGCCGCGGAGCAGACAUUGUCCUCAGCUCCUUGAGCGGCGAAUUGCUCCGGACAUCGUGGAAGUGCGUCGCACCUGGCGGAACAAUGUUCGACAUUAGUAGACGUGAUGUGCUUGCAGACGCGAUGCUCCCGAUGAAGCACUUUGUCGGUCGGAGGUCGUUUGUCACCGUUGACCUAGGAGAGUACAUGGACGAGGCAACACUGGAUAGCUCGGCUGAGUUCUCCGAUUCAGUUAAAAAAGGACUUGUUGGUGCUGUAUCGCCGGUAUCCUGCUUUGCGGCCGCCGACGUCGCCGACGCCUUCCGGUAUAUGCAGAUAGGUCAGCAUAUGGGCAAAAUCCUGGUCCGAAUGCCGGAUGAUUUGAGUGAGCUUCCCACCAAAGAUACUCGCGCUCAGGUUAGCUUUUCUCCCGACAAUGCGUAUCUCCUGUGCGGUGGGCUGGGUGGACUGGGCCGCGCUCUCUCCAACUGGAUGGUUGAGAGGGGCGCCCGCUGUCUGUUGUAUCUCUCACCGAGUGCAGGUGAAGGCGAGGACCAUCAAGCAUUUGCAGAGGAACUUAAGUGUCAGGGUUGCCGGGUGGUAUAUGUCAAGGGCACCGCGUCGGAGACUCAUGAUGUGCAGAGGACUAUAUCCCAGAGCCCCAAGCCGGUCAAGGGAGUCGUUCAACUGGCCCUAGCUCUGAGGGAUACAAGUCUAGAACGUAUGACCUUUGAAGACUGGACAGUCCCACUGGCAGCCAAAGCCCACGGCACCUGGAACCUACACCAGGCUUUCCAAGACACACCCCUCGACUUCUUCCUCAUGUUUGGCUCCAUCGCAGGCGUCACUGGCAUGGCCGGGCAGUGCAACUACUCCGCCGCCAACAGCUUCAUCCACGCCCUAGCCAGACACCGCCACUCCCUCGGCCAGCCCGCGUCCGUCCUUGACCUAGGCCCGGUCGCAGACAUCGGCUAUGUCAGCCGCAGCCCUGAGAUAGUCAAAAACUUCAGCGGCCGCUUCGAGUGGCGCUUUACCAAGGAGCAGGAAGUCCUCGACGCCGUCGAGGCCCUGAUCUAUCACUCGUCCAAGUCCAAGGCCAAAUCCAAAUCCACCGAGGACAAUGGCAGCCGCUACGACCUCCAUCAUAUAGUCUUUGGCCUCGUCUCAGUAGCCCCCUGGGCCCAUCGAACCGGCGAUACCCGCAUGUCCAUCCUCUCCAACAGAGCCCAGCGCAUGCAAGAUAGCUCCGGCGAAGCCGACGACAUCGUGGACUUUGUUGCGCAGGUCGAGGCAGAUCCGGAGAUGCUGAACCGCCCCUCAACCGAGGAGUUCCUCAUCAGGAAAGCCGGAUACAUGAUCAAGUCACCGGCCAAGGCGAAGGGAGGGAAGAGCGACGUUGCCGGGAAACAGGACCUCAAAGCGAUGGGGAAUAUCCCCAUCGACUCGCUCAUUGCGAUCGAGGCGCGGGCUUGGGCGAGGAAACGACUCGGGGUCCAGAUCCCUCUGUCUGAGAUCACGGCGGCUGGUAAUGUGAAGGGCCUGGUUGGGUUGGCGAUUCAGGAGAUGAAGAAGAGACAUUCGGUUACUUGA